CAACAGCAUAGGUUUUUGUACCUCAGUAAAACUGACAUUCCGAGCGUCCAAUUCAGAAUCACCAGACUAUAAUCUUUUCCAAUCGGAGUUGGCUUUUUAGGGCAGGACCUAGAAGGGGAGUCUGUUCGGUUGACGUUGGUAGUCGAGAUUCUUUUUGGAUUUUUUUUUUUAAAUAAACAAGCCGGUUUCUCGUCGCUGUCAGUCGGUGCAGCUCGAGCUGAGCGGUGAACGUCGAUCAACAAAGAAUAUUUUAAUUCAAAAUCGGACCGAUUAUCAUUUUUUAAAAUAUUCGUUUGGGAUUUAUUUUUUAAAUCGCGAAAACGCUUUUAUAUUAAACGAUCUAGAUACUGCUAUAUUAAUACAAAUUGUUGUUGUUACUGUAUAAAAACCUAUUUUUCUAAAAAAACAACUUGCGAUGUGAACAGUUUUUUUUCUUUUUUUAGCCUAUUUAUUAACAAAUGAAGGAAACUUAACAGGAAUUAAGAUAUUUUUUUAAAAGAAAACGCGAAGGAUUGUAUGGUAUAAUUCUGCUUCAUUCUCAAGCCUUCAUCUUCGAAGUAUUACUACAUUAAUAUACCGUGUCUGUUAUUUAUUUUUGACAAAAUCCUUCCGUUUGACCCCGUUUUGAAGUGGAAAAAAAACGGCUUCCAUCUUCGAUCUUUUGUUGGGGUUACCUAGAAGAAGAAAAUACUAGACCUCUUUGAAGGAAGAAAACAAGGAGAAAUCUCGAAGUGUAUAACGGCGCUGCUCGUGUAUUUUAGCGUUUCUUACAAGGAUUGUACGUUUUUACUGCUGUUAUUGUUGAAAAUGGCGGCUGUCGGAAUGGUGCAGAUGUUGAUUGAAGCGGCUGAGUACCUUGAGCGCAGGGAGAGAGAAGCAGAGCACGGUUACGCCUCCAUGUUGCCCUACAGUAACAGCAAAGAAAGAGACAGCUUGAAAAGAAAGAAUAAAACCAAGAAAAAUUCCAGCAGCAGGUCAUCGCACAAUGAAAUGGAGAAGAACAGACGGGCCCAUUUACGAUUGUGUUUGGAGCGCUUGAAAUCCCUAGUUCCCCUGGGACCAGACUCCAACAGGCACACCACCCUGAGUUUACUGAUGAAAGCAAAAGUGCACAUCAAGAAGCUAGAGGAGAGCGAGAGGCGGGCACAGCACCAGAUCGACCAGCUGCAGCGCGAGCAGCGGCACCUGAGGCGGCGGCUGGAGCAGCUGGGCGUGGAGCGGAUACGCAUGGACAGCGUGGGCUCCACCAUGUCCUCCGAGAAAUCGGACUCGGAUCAGGAGGAGAUUGACGUGGACGUUGAAGGCACAGACUACCUGAUGGGGGACCUGGAGUGGAGCAACAGCAGCGUCAGUGACUCUGACGAGCGGGGCAGCCUGCGCAGCAGCUGCAGUGACGAGGGCUACUCCAGCGCCAGCCUGCGCAGACUCAAAGUGCAGCAGCUCUCGGCUGCGCACACCAAGACCCUGGGCUGCAGCCUAUAAGAGCAGGAGCCCCGCCCCCCACCCCCAGCAGCUGCCGCCUCGCCCGGUCCAAUCAGAAACAGUCACGCCUGACCCGUGAGCCCGCCCACUCCGUUGAAUCCAGCCCACGUGAUCUGCAGUCAGACCUGGCCCGCGCCCAUCUGCUCUUCGCCGUCCUGCACCUAGGCCCCCUCCGCCCUCGCUCUGCUUCGUCUGGUCCCAGUCGGAUGCAAGAACUCGCCCGCCUGGGUGGGCUUCUGCCCUCAAGCCCGCCGUGAUCCACCCCCACCCCCCAACACGAGUCCAAUCUGGUCCAACCAACUCCAGCUGCGCCUCUGCCUAACCCUCUCUGGCACCCUGUCCCGCCACACUGAGCCUUCCAGUCUUUGAGGAUGUGGCCCCCAGCCAGCUCCUGUCCCAAAGCUGCGUGAGGACAGUGAUUAUCUGAAGACAUUUGCACUUGGGGAUGGGGAUGUGGUUUUUUUAAACUGCAGCUAGUGCAAAAUCCAGUGUAAGUUUAUUUGAUUUUUUUUUUUUUUUGCCUCGGGUUUCUCCCUGUGCUUCGUCAGCUUCUCCACUGGGUUUCGAUGUAUUUUGCCACAGAAGGAUGGGCCCAUGUAGGCCCUGCAGCUGUGCUGGUAUUGUUCUGACUGCUGUCAUUGUCUGGACACACAGAGAUUGAAGAGAGAGGUCAAGUCAGUCAUUUAUACAGCUGCGGCUGUGGAUGCCUCCCUUUCCAAUAGAACUUUUGUGGUUUAAAAAAAAACAACCAAACCACAGUAGGUCAUGGGUUUUCGUCUUAUGUCCAUUUCUUACACGUUAUUAGACCAAUGCCUGCCGUUUUAAAUUUUAUGAUAGUGAAAAUAAUGAAAAACCGUUGUUGAAAACUGAAGAACAAUGUGCAGCAUGAGAUUGUGAGGGGGUGUGUUGGGUUGGGGGGUGCAUUCUUCCACUGUCCCCCUGCGCCUCUCUCUGGUGACAGUCCACAAGCCUCAGUGUACUGUCUGAGCCUAAAUCUUUCUUGGCAGGAAUUGCAGAUAACCUAUAUAUAGUAGGAAAAAAAAAGAAGGGAAGACUAACCUAACUAAAUAAAAGCACAUUCCAUUUGAAGCGACAUGGACGCACUUAAUGCAGGUGAAAGGUGUGUUAGUAGUUCCCGAAGUGGGUGCUUGCUUUUCUACGUCCGUCUUGACCUGGUCUCUGGCGCGGGACCCGGGUUCUUGCGCUUGUGCAAUAAUGUUGAAUCGGUCCCUCUCCACGUCUCCCCUCACGGCGGGAGUCCCGGCCGCCGUAGCGCUGCGUCGCCGCUUGUGGAGCGCCUGAGGGAGAGGCCCGCCGGCCGCUCCGAGCCCGGGCAAGACGCAGGCGGCCGGUGUGUCUCUCAAGACGCCCGUUUAAAACCAAGUUCCCGUUCAGGAACGGCGCUUGAACCCCCCAGUGCGAGGGCGUUAGCCGUCUGAGAGGAGGAAAAAAAAAAAGACUUCAUUUCUUUCCAUCCGGCGCCUCGAUUCGAACCUCACUGUUGGGAGUGACGAAAAAAAAAAACACUUUCCUCGCGUAUAACAUUAGUGCACAGGGACACUGCUCAGUGUCCGUUAUUUAAUAGAAAACUAUUUUAUUAUUUCAGCAAAAUGUAGCAGUUUUAUGUAAAUAUCUUACAAAAUAUCUAUAUAAAAUAUUUAUAUAUCUAAAAUACUAAAAAAAAUAUUUAACUAUAUUUAGAAGGUUGCUUAUUGCUUACUUGCCGUUUUUGACUUUUCUGAAAUUGCGGAGUAAAUAGUUCAAGCAUUAUUAUUUAGCAUUAGCUUUAAAAAGGGUAGUAUGUAGUAUCUUGUCUUUGCAGUUGUAAUGCCGAUUGUUUCCGAAAGUACCAAGGGUUUAAUGUGUUUAUCUUAGUUGCUGUUGAUUCAUGAAGGAGAUAACUGUAAUGCGUUUUGCUUUUAAAAACCCUUUUCCUGUGGCAGAAAGUUUCGAAUAAAUUGUAGUAGUUAAAGCAUUUGUUAAAAGGGCAUGGCCUUGCUUUUUAAAUGUUGGUCUAUUUUUAUAACUUCAAGCCUUUAGAAGAUGGCUAGCUACCUACCUCCUUUCCACAUGAGUUCCCUUGCAGCAUGCUUCCAUAGGAGUCUGGAGCGACUGCGCUCUAGGGUUUUGGGGGAGUUGAAAAUCCCCGAAUCUGGACAAAUUGUAAAGCUGGUGAAGCAUGGGGAAACUGCAUCUUCUACCAAUUGGUUCAUUCACAUUUAAAAAAAAAAAUCUACAUGUGGACGAAAAUGUAUUACAGUAUGUAAGUGGAAGCAAUAACAGGGAUGAUGUGGCUUUUACAAAGCUGGCUCGAAUAGGCAGUGUUAUAGUUGAGCUCUCUGCUCCAUUACUACCGAUUCUACUGCAGACACGACUAGGAUACCUAGGAGGCAACUUCCGUGAAACAGGAUUCUUCAUUACAUGGUGUGCUGCUAAUUGUUUUAAAACCGAAAGUCCCAGGACAGAAAAAAAAAAAGAAUCCUAUUUUAUUUUUCCAGGUUUAUGGACUGGUUUGUCCCAGUAAAUACUUUUGCACUUAAGAGCCUAGUUCCUUGCACGGGCUCUGGGAUCUUCCACGCUUCCAGUAGUUUUUCCAGCCUUGGGCUUUCUUGCUACUCCGAGUGGCUGUCAUCAGAGGGAGGCGAAGGCCGGAAGAGUGCGGGCUGGGGUGGGAGAGGGGUGGUUUUGUUAAAACAGCUGUUUGUACAGUUCCGUUUCUUUUUAUCUUUCAGUAAGAGUGCAGAAAAAGUCCACUUUCUGAAACCUCACUCUAAAGCACUACAGCUUGCCAACCUGCCACUCCUUUCCCGAGUCAUAAUUGGACUCUAAUUAUUGUUGGUCCGGUGCCCAGCGGACCCAGUAUUUUAACUGGUCAGCACUCUUGCAGAUCUCGCUGUCUUUCCGGGUGUAAAAUUCAACACCGUUCACAGUGCUGGGGAAAGAGAACAGGGCUGUCAAGUGUAUGUCCAUGCUGGAUUAUAAUGUCUUUACUUCUCAUUUCUGAAUAGGUGUCUAUAUAGACCUUGGUGCUUUAACAUCUGCACAGCAGCAGGUGUGGUUAUUAAGAACAAGACAGCUAUUUCAAAUACAGUUGCACAAAUCAGUAUGCUGUCGUGCUACAUCUUACCGAUGGCAGAACGAUUCGUUUUUGUUCCAUGUUAUUCUUUAAGGAGAGGGAACAGCCUUAAACAAAAUCACACAAACACGGAGGUCUGUUUAAACUCGUCCCUUUAAUCCUGGGUUUUUUUGUGUGUGUUCCUGUUGCAGCUCUCUGUGCCUUUUUGAGUUCUCCAUUUUUUUCUGUUCAGAUUUUGCUCCCCCGCACCUCACAUGCAACACCACACACGUGUGCAGAAACGGGCGUAGAAGUCUUCACACCCUCUUGUGUUCAAGCAGAUACUCUUCUCAAAAAGGUUGAAUGAGGUUAAUUGUCGACGUGGAUGUUUUUGUGCACUGAUUUUUAGAGCUGGGAAGUUGACUUUAAAAAAAAAAAGAACAAAGCAUUUUUUCUGUGAAAACGUGGAGCAGUAAUUUAUAUUUGCCAGUAAAAAUGAAUAAAUAAACUUGUUUACCUACA
Molecule: messenger RNA, 5059 nt
Organism: Lepisosteus oculatus (spotted gar)
Lineage: Eukaryota; Metazoa; Chordata; Actinopteri; Semionotiformes; Lepisosteidae
Gene: mxd1
Product: MAX dimerization protein 1
Biological process (GO): negative regulation of transcription by RNA polymerase II
Molecular function (GO): DNA-binding transcription factor activity, RNA polymerase II-specific; RNA polymerase II cis-regulatory region sequence-specific DNA binding; protein dimerization activity
Source: RefSeq, a predicted model, not a curated record